Messenger RNA from Pristis pectinata (smalltooth sawfish), 2215 nucleotides. It is a transcript of the gene nudt22, whose product is annotated as nudix (nucleoside diphosphate linked moiety X)-type motif 22. The transcript has 6 exons. Bases 236 to 1108 code for a protein of 290 amino acids. The record is from RefSeq and is a predicted model, not a curated record. Gene Ontology annotation, molecular function: GDP-mannose hydrolase activity. NCBI's taxonomy places the organism in Eukaryota, Metazoa, Chordata, Chondrichthyes, Rhinopristiformes, Pristidae.
CUGCGGACGAACGUUCAGCCGCCACUCUCUCACAUGCAGCCCGCUGAACCAAUCGCGAACAGCGAUCCCACUCUGACUUCCGCUUUGUGAAACUCGACGUGAAAUUUUGCACCGAGCCGGUUUGGCCAGUGCCGCCUAUUCCGGAAUAGACCCUGGAGUCAGUUUCCGGGUACAUUAAUCAAUGGAGCGUGGAGUAGCCAGUGAAUAAGGGGCACGCGGCCGUGGGGCGCAGAGGAUGGACCCGGACAUCACAGUGGUGCUCCGGUGCCCCCCAGGGGCCGGGCUGACUCAGGAGCAGGUGCAGGCAGAGCUCUCGACCGACCACAACCGCCGUCCCCACCCCGGCCACGAGCGGAGGAUCGCGGAGACCUGGGAGUGUCGGCAGAGGGCCCAGCCCUGGCUCUUCAACGGGGCCAAGUUCCGCUUCCACUCGGCCGAGCUGCGGGACGGGCGGCUGGUGCUGCGGCUAGGACUGACCUGCUACCGUGACUACCUGGGCACCAACUGGUCGGCGGAGGCGCCGGCCCUCCAGCGGUGGGGGCUGAGGGACUUCGGCGACAGCCAGGCCUACCUGGCGGAGCCGCUGGGCGUCGGGGCCAUGCUCCAGACUGCCGACAGCCUCUUUGUUUUCCUCAGGAGGAGCGACCGGGUGGCUGAGGCGGCGGGUCUGGUGGAUGUCCCAGGGGGCCACCCGGAGCCCAAGGCAGCCGUGAAGGGUGUGCCAGAGGAAUCCAUUCGACUGGAACACUUGUCGGCCGAGCUGGUCGUUCAAGAGCUCUUUGCCUCCAUUUUAGGAGAGAUUCGUGACGAGGUUAACAUCCCCUUGGAAAGUUUAAACAGACCCCUGCUGUUAGGAAUUGUGCGGAAUAACAGGAGUGCAGGGAGAGCCAGUGCGGAGUUUUACGUCAGGUGUAAGCUGACCUCAGAGGAGGUGAGGCAGCGCUAUCUGAUCGGUGGCCCAGAGGCUCAGGAGUCGACUAACAUCAUCUUCAUCACACAACAGGAUGUGUUGAAGAUGGAGGAGGCCACGAGCAGCUGGCAGGAGCUGUGCCCAUCGGCUAAGGGAGGCGUCAAGCUCUACUCACUGGUCCACGCGGAGCUUGGCUGAAUGCAAGGCGUGGACACCGGAGGGGGUGAUGUCAGUGUGCCAGGGAACCUGGGGGCUUCCUUGGGUGGGGUCCUCAAGUGGCUCACCGGCACUGUGUGUGUGUGUGUGUGUGUGUGUGUGUGUCUCUCUCUCUCUCUCUCUCUCUCUCUCUCUCUCUCUCUCUCUCUCUCUCUCUCUCUCUCUCUCUCUCUCUCUCUCUCUCUCUCUCUCUCUCUCUCUCUCUCUCUCUCCCUCCCUCCCUCCCUCCCUCCCUCCCUCCCUCCCUCCCUCCCUCCCUCCCUCCCUCCCUCCCUCCCGCCCUCCCUCCCUCCCUCCCUCUCCCUCUCACACCACUGUUGUGCAUUUUAACUGAGAUCUCCGUAGGGACGUAUUCUCUCUGGAGCCUCCUGCAGUCUUUCCUUGAGAGACUCGUCUGCUCUGGUUAACAGUCAACGUCAUUCCAUCCAUGUGUGUUUGUGUGUUGGGCACCUAUCCUCAGGGCUCACAGGAGCCCAGUGAUUGGAUACCAGUGAACAUGCUCAGUGAGCAGGUUCUGCACUGGGCUACCCUGGGACAUCCAGAGACCGGGGGUGCAGGUGGCUCCUCCUCUGGUUUGAAUCCAGAGUGAACUGGGGGCUGAAAGACUCCAUCUUCUGGGUGACAGAAAUCUGCCGGACAGUUCCCUAUGACCCCCCCCCCCCCCCCCCCAUUCCUGCCGAGCCCAUCACCUACUGCCCCCUGUCCCUGAGUCUGAUCGGCAGUGCCAUUCAGAGGAUGACGGAGCUGUUGGGGAAUGAGUGGUGGGGGGGGCGGGGGUCAGCGAGGGAUUGUCUGGUGACGGCAGGCAAUUCUGCUGCGUUCACUCACCAAGGGGGGGCUCAACGUCAAUUAAAAGACCUGUCUUUGUAUAGCAAUUUGAUGGAUGAGUUAUUUGCUGGUUGUGUUGAGCCCAGCAGCUGCUGUCCUGAGCCAACGCACCAUCGGCUCCUCUGUGAACAGUGCCAUAUGGCACAGAAACAGGCCCUUCAGCCCAUCCUGUCCAUCAAGUACCUAUCCCAUUUACCGGCACCUGGUCUGUAGCCUUCUCUGCCUUGGAGAUUCACCUGCUUGUCUCGAUACUUAGAAACA